Necator americanus (New World hookworm) is the source of this 699-nucleotide messenger RNA. RefSeq lists its product as uncharacterized. Gene Ontology annotation, cellular component: membrane. Gene Ontology annotation, molecular function: extracellular ligand-gated monoatomic ion channel activity. The transcript has 4 exons. Bases 1 to 699 code for a protein of 232 amino acids. Gene Ontology annotation, biological process: monoatomic ion transport. The record is from RefSeq and is a predicted model, not a curated record. Lineage: Eukaryota; Metazoa; Nematoda; Chromadorea; Rhabditida; Ancylostomatidae.
AUGUUCUUUCUUCUCGUAUGGCAAUGUAUGGUUCUAAGUGUCACAUGUCGACAUGACAGCCCCAUCGUUAUCGAACGACCGCUAAAUCGGGUGGAAUUAGAUGAUUUGCUAAUGGAAUACAACAAGGACCAUGGUCCCACUGAUAAUGUCUCUAUUACUGUUGACAUCACAAUUAAUAGCGCACGCCUGUCUGAAGACGUCUUACGGAUAUCAUUGACACUAGAACAGAUAUGGAUCGAUGGACGAUUAAUGUUCAAAGGAGUGUCGGAAGUGCCGUUGCCAAACAACGUUCAACCAUGGCAUCCGGAUACAGUAAUCGUGAACGCGUUGAGUAACGAAAUCAAAGCUGCAUCGACUUUUCUUAAACAUGAUGGAACUGUUCGGAAAAGACAGCUUUGUUUCGUUGAAGUUGUGUGUGAGGAAUCAAAGUUAGAUGACGAGGUGCUCGAAUGUCCGAUAACAUUGAUGAGCUUCAGCAGUCGUGGAGUCGAUCGAAUAUCAUACAACGUUGAUCACAUCGAUACUGAUCGAAUAAGCAGGAUAUCGAAUACUACGGUUGUGUACGAAACAAUAACUGAUCAUCGAAAUCGAACAUCAGAGCUAGCAAAUGCUUUUUUACAUCUUCGAAAACCUCAUCAUUUACUUGGUGACCUCAUCGAAAAAGUAAGUAAAGCGGCUCAUUUGCAGGAGAAUCAUUAA